ACCCGCGAAGGCGAAAUCAUGAGUCCUACUGGCUCUGGAGCCGACCGACAUAUAUUCCACGGACAAGAUGUAAAACGAAAGAACAACCACUCCGAGGAAGCAAUCGAAUCUAUUCACGAUGUCUCGACAUCAACUUCCCGCGAUGAGGACGAGGCUGCUUCAUCUAUAGAGGACAAUGAUCUGCGAGAUGUCGAGCCCAGUAUCCCUGAACCACCAUACACCGUAUUCACGGCCAGCCAGAAGAGGUUUAUCGUUCUCCUAGCAGCAUGCGCAGGUGCCAAUAUUUACUUUCCGGCUCUCAAUUCGUUGACCGAAGAAUUUCAUGUCUCUUCGACACUAAUCAACCUGACAUUAACUACAUAUAUGAUUGCCCAAGGGAUAGCUCCUGCUAUCAUCGGCGACCUAGCUGACAUGGCUGGUAGGCGGCCGGCAUACUUCUUAUGCUUUGUCAUUUACAUUGGUGCUUGCAUAGGCAUUGCGCUAUGUCAGGACUACGUCUCUCUGCUCAUCUUGAGAUGCCUGCAAAGUGCUGGGUGCGGUGCAACAAUCGCGCUAGGAAGUGGUGUCGUUGCUGAUAUAGCGACGAGUGCGGAACGAGGCACGUUCAUGGGUUAUGUCACAUCUGGUCCAAUGGUCGCUCCUGCGCUGGGACCAGUGCUUGGAGGCAUCCUUGCACAGUUCUUGGGCUGGAGGUCUAUCUUCUGGUUUCUGGUCAUUCUCUGUGCCUGUUACCUGGUGCCGUUUCUCAUCGCAUUCCCGGAGACUGGUCGCAACGUUGUCGGCAAUGGAGCCAUCAAACCUCAAAGCUGGAAUAGAUCACUGAUAAAUUAUCUCCAUGAGCGAAAGGCCGCUAAAGCACCUGCCUUGACUCGCACAGUAACCCGCGAAAGCAUCCGUCUCGAAGAAGCCCGCCUGAUUAAGGCUCGAAAACUGCGGUUCCCUAAUCCUUUGAAGACACUCAAAGUAGUCUUCGAGAAAGACACUGGGCUCCUGUUACUCUACAAUUCGUUGGUGUAUACAGCUUUCUACGAUGUAACGGCCAGCAUGCCAUAUCUGUUCGACUUGAUCUAUAACUUUAACGAUCUUCAGAUAGGCCUCUGCUUUAUUCCAUUCGGGGUCGGUUGUCUAAUUGCACCAAUAUUAGGCGGAAAGCUUCUCGAUUGGAACUUUCGCCGUUUAGCUGGCAAGCAUGGAUUUCCGGUCGACAAGAAGCGAGCCACCGAUCUCAAAGACUUCCCUCUCGAAAAGGCGCGCAUCCAAGUGACGUGGCCGCUGGUUCUCGUAGGUGACGCAGCUUUGCUUUGCUAUGGGUGGGUCAUGCACAUGGAGACCAAUCUAGCAGCACCUCUGGUUUUGCUAUUCUUCAUUGGACUCUGCUUGACAGGGGCUUUCAACUGCAACAGUGUUAUGCUGGUUGAUCUGUAUCCGCUCAGUCCCUCGACGGCUACAGCAGCGAACAAUCUCGUGCGCUGCUUUAUGGGAGCUGGCGGUACCGCUAUCAUAAUCAUCAUGAUCGAGCAUAUGGGCAGAGGGUGGUGUUUUACCUUUGUAGCAGGUGUGGUGUUACUGUUUUCGCCUAUCCUCUGGGUGCUCGAGAAGUACGGACAAGGAUGGAGGAAUGCAAGGACGCGACGGAUGGAGGAAUUGGCAGAGAAGAAGAGGCAAGCUGAACAAGAGAAGGAUAGCGAAUUGCAAGCUUACGAAGGCCAGGCUGAGAAGUAG
Messenger RNA from Aureobasidium vineae, 1722 nucleotides. The record is from the annotation of a GenBank genome assembly. Lineage: Eukaryota; Fungi; Ascomycota; Dothideomycetes; Dothideales; Saccotheciaceae.